Molecule: messenger RNA, 579 nt
Organism: Stylonychia lemnae
Lineage: Eukaryota; Ciliophora; Spirotrichea; Sporadotrichida; Oxytrichidae
Source: the annotation of a GenBank genome assembly
AUGGAAGAAACUGCAGGUAAAAGACAGAGAGUCGAUUCAAUGAUCCAGGGAGCACUCAAUGAAUCUGCUAGUUACAAAAGACUGAAGAUAGGGGAUGGAACCUGGAGUAAAAUCGACAAGAUUAUUGCUAAGUCAUCUUAAUAGCUUAUUUUAUUCGAAGUACCAAAAGGAUUCAAUGUUGCUGACUUAAAUUAAUUGAGUGAGAGGUUUGACUUAAAGAGGAGUUUGAAGAAAUCUAGAAAGGAAGGCCUGGUUUAUCAUAAGACUUAAGUAAAGAGGAGUGAAGAAGAUGAAACUGAGUCAGUUCAUAAGAAUUUAGUGAUUGGAAUCGAUUCUCUGAAAGUAGGCUCAGAUGCUGCCUCAUAGUUCAGUGGAGGUGCUCAUAUCACUUAGCUUUUAACUCUAUUACCUGAAACUGAUACUCCUAGUGAACAAAUUGGAAACUUAAAGAUUGGAAAGGGAAUCAAUGGAUAUGUUAAAGUAAUGAGUUCAAUAAUUCAUGAGGGUAUUGAGAAGCCAUAAACUAGAAACAUCAUUAAAGCAGUCCCAGUAAUCAAUAAUCUUUAGUCUAACUUUUGA